Molecule: messenger RNA, 1444 nt
Organism: Gossypium raimondii (Peruvian cotton)
Lineage: Eukaryota; Viridiplantae; Streptophyta; Magnoliopsida; Malvales; Malvaceae
Product: tubby-like F-box protein 7
Exons: 4
Coding region: 78-1247 (389 amino acids)
Source: RefSeq, a predicted model, not a curated record
AUAAAAUCCCCCUUUCUGAAUCUCUUCUCUCAAAAGUGUAAAAGGAAAAAUAUAAAAACAACAGAGUCUUUGAAACGAUGUCGUGUUCGUCUCCGAUGAGGAAAACCUCGUGCCUUUCACGUAGGUUCUCGAGAUCAUUGAGACUGUCUGCCAGAACGGCGGCGUUAACAACAGUCUCGACCAGGGAGAAUCACCUGGAGUCUUCUUCUACAUCAUCACCGUCUUCGCCGCCGCCGUUGGCGGAGGCUGGAGGGGAUUCAUGGUCGACGUUGCUGCCGGAAUUGUUAGUUGAGAUCAUGGAGCGUGUGGAAGCGAGUGAAGAAAUGUGGCCUGACAGGAAAAACGUGGUUUCGAGCGCUUGCGUAUGUAAGAAGUGGAGAGAAGUUACGAGGGAGAUCGUUAAGGCUUCUUCUCAAAAUAGCGGCAAAAUCACUUUUCCUUCUUGUCUUAAGCAGCCUGGUCCACGGGAGUUUCCUAACCAGUGUAUUAUAAAGCGAAACAAAAAAAACUCAACAUUCUUCCUUUAUCUUGCUCUUUCACCAUCAUUCACCGAGAAGGGGAAGUUUCUAUUGGCAGCACGAAGAUAUCGACAUGGUGCUCAUAUCGAGUAUAUUAUAUCCCUUGAUCCAAAUGAACUAUCUCAAGGCAGUAAUGCCUAUGUCGGGAAGUUAAGUUCGGAUUUUCUAGGUACCAACUUUAAAAUCUAUGAUAGUCAGCCACCGCACAGUGGUGCUAAGCCCUCGAGCAGCAGAGCAAGUCGCAGAUUUGCAAGUAAGCAAAUCUGCCCCCAAGUUCCAGCUGGCAAUUUUGAGGUUGGACAAGUGUCUUACAAGUUCAAUCUGUUGAAAUCGAGAGGUCCUAGGAGGAUGGUUUGUUCAAUACAGUGCCCUUUGCCGGAAGAUAUGGCUGAUGAGAAGUAUUUAGAUGACAUCAAGAUGAAAAUGCCCGAGCAUGCCUCAUCCGGUCAUACAAUUUUGAGGAACAAAGCUCCAAGAUGGCACGAACAUUUACAGUGCUGGUGCUUAAAUUUCCACGGUCGGGUAACUGUAGCAUCCGUGAAAAACUUUCAGCUGGCUGCAACUGUUGAAGAGAGCCAACUGGGAGGGAAAGAAGAGGAGGAAACCGUUCUCCAGUUUGGUAAAGUAGGGGAUGAUACAUUCACCAUGGAUUAUAGGCAGCCCUUAUCGGCUUUUCUCGCUUUUGCCAUCUGCCUUACAAGCUUUGGUACAAAAUUGGCUUGUGAGUGAUUUUACUAUGUUUAUGUACUAUCAUAUACAUAUAUAUGGUAACAAGUUGUGCUACAUGUUUUAAUAUAAUAUUUUUUUUUCUUAAAUGUCACUUGAAAAACGUUUGGAGAGCCUUGGCUUGGUGAGACAAAAUCAAAAUCAUGUACAUGUUUUCUCUUUGUAUCUAAUAACAUUUGCUGAAAUUAUUGGUUUAAAAA